Molecule: messenger RNA, 1875 nt
Organism: Aedes albopictus (Asian tiger mosquito)
Lineage: Eukaryota; Metazoa; Arthropoda; Insecta; Diptera; Culicidae
Exons: 4
Coding region: 305-1585 (426 amino acids)
Biological process (GO): detection of chemical stimulus involved in sensory perception of smell; sensory perception of smell
Cellular component (GO): plasma membrane
Molecular function (GO): odorant binding; olfactory receptor activity
Source: RefSeq, a predicted model, not a curated record
UCUAUGUAUGCAUGUUUGAAUGCAGUAGCAUAACACGCUGUUAAAAAUUAAUAAAUUCUCUAGACAUGGUCAACAGCUAUUGAUUGCCUGAGAAUCAUCAGCUCUCAACUUCACAUGGUAUAAGAGGGUUAUUCUUGCGUUUAUUGUUUUUUUCCCACUGUGACAAUUGCGGAAAAUGUCUCAACUAUGAACCUCUGGGUAGACGGCCGGGAACGCACGGGACAAUAUGCACCUGCUGUUUUAAGUCUUGGUGCACAACCGGCCUAAGUCCCUUGACGGUUGUCAGUUUGUAUUUGACCUGUGAAUGGUAAUGUCUGUCGGAAUGCGAUCUGCUCUAGGUCGAGCUCGCAACUGGUGGUCUGCGAUGAAAGUCAAAGUGCAGCGCUUUUGGUCUGAUGGCGGACCGGGUAGUAACUGUUUCUGGUGGCAGGAUGUCUUAUUGCUGCUUGUAGGAAUACAAACUGAUUUGACAUCGAAGUGGAGCGCUGAGCGCCUCGUUCGCUAUUUUGUAAAUUGUUUAUCCACCUAUCACGUCACCAUGAUUCUAAUACAAACAAUUUACGCUUUAAAACAUCAAAGAGAAGAUGUGUAUGCCGUGGUUAUCGGGAUUACGAAAGCCGCAGCCUUCCUCGUUUCAACCCUGAAACUCUUACUGAUAAAACUCUAUCAGAAACCGAUCGAGAAUCUUAGACAUUACAUCACCAAUGGCAACAUUACCUCUGGAGACGAAUGCCGCGACAAGCUUGAACUGAGGAAGUUUAACGAGAAGUUUCGGGUUCUGAUCUUUUGCAUUUUAGGUCUAACGGUCAUCGACAUCGUUUUUCUUUCCAUACCGAACCCUGCUACGGAAAUGGUUUUCCGGCUGCCAUCUCAUUUACAACCAACUAAUCCGUACAUCAGUUUUGCCUUUCGGCUCUUUUUCAUAAGCCUUUUGCCAUUGGACUUCGUGCCAAAAUUUUUCUGCUGUAUGGCAACCAUUGGAACGCUGCUGAUGGGGAUGCGAACCAAUUUUAAAAUGCUAUCCCAUCGUUACGGCUCGAUCCUGAAUCAACCGUUUGUGAUCGAUGGGACUGACUGGAGGAGGAUGGAUCGUGAAUUGAAAGAAACACUGGCUCAACAUGUAGAGUUUUGGCGACAUCUGAAAGUAUUGAAGAACUUGGUCGGGAGAAGCUUUUUUCUUGUCCAUUUCUUCUCGGUCCUCAGCAUAGGUGCUUUGUGCUACGUCUGUCAUGGAUUCGGAGUAAACUUUUUGGCCUUUGUGAUUAUUGCAACGAUGGCAAUGUUUAUGUUGGAAUACUAUUUGUUUUGCCACUUCGUUGAUUCGCUGCAGGAUGUUGCAGACUGCAUCGGUGAUCAUAUUUUUGAGAUUUGUGCCCUGAUGCCAUACAGCAAAACGAAUCACUCACAGUACCAAGGGUUCAAAACUGAUUUGAUGAUAGCAUGGAUUAAUACUCGCCAUGGACUGUCCAUGAACUGCGUAGGGCUGUUUGACAUUUCGACAUUCGCUUUUCUACGCAUUUUGAACAUUGCCUACACAGUGCUAACAUUUCUGAUACAAUUGAGUCAACUUGAAACCAGUGCUUAAAGGACAUUUAAAGGCAUCUGUAAAACAUUUGAGAUAUGUUGUGUUUAUGUUUCUAUGAAAAUGUUCACUCUGCAGACUUCAAUCACGAUCCUUCUCAAAUAUUUGAUUUUUGAUGAAACAUUGCAUUAUAUGUGUUAAAGAAAAUAAAAUAGAGGAACUUGUUCAUAAGUGUAAUUGCGCAAAUCAACCACGUGAUGGAAUAAAGCAAAAUAACAUUUGUUAGGCUUAGUGUUCAUUAAAAAAAUAUAUAUAUUUUUCACUGGGUAAGUAAAUUGAGGAACUUCCUCCAA